Molecule: messenger RNA, 2612 nt
Organism: Rhinichthys klamathensis goyatoka
Lineage: Eukaryota; Metazoa; Chordata; Actinopteri; Cypriniformes; Leuciscidae
Gene: wnt2
Product: wingless-type MMTV integration site family member 2
Exons: 5
Coding region: 462-1514 (350 amino acids)
Biological process (GO): cell fate commitment; canonical Wnt signaling pathway; neuron differentiation
Cellular component (GO): extracellular region
Molecular function (GO): frizzled binding; cytokine activity
Source: RefSeq, a predicted model, not a curated record
UAUUUAUUAAAGUGCUAGGAUUUAGGAGGGUAUGGAUAGGCAUUUCACGUUGGACCACAUUCUACACUUUCGCUGCUUUGGAAAUAAGCCAAAACCUGUGGCUGGUGUCAAGCUAGCCUGAACAGAUACUUUCAGACAUCUAAUUUCUUCACUUCAUUCCUGAGGCAGGAGUACCCACCCCUUGUGUAAGCAAUUUAAACCUGAUAGGAGAUCAUCAGCUAUCUUCAGCCACUUCAGCCCCAGGACGAGCAUCAGGCUGUGUGUGCAGCGCCACACAUCACACACUUCACGAUGCUUUGACGCUCAGCUCACUUGUGUCGCGUCACUCCACUGAUUUUUGAUCUGGGAGAGUAAAUUAGCAAUUUGCUCCGACCGCCUCAGCAUUCGAUGUUUCAUUUGUUUGUUGUUAAACUGCAUGCAAGCGCCUGAACGAAUGAGUGUAUCAAUACAAUUGUUAUAAUAUGAACUUUUUGCCAAGUGGAAUAUGUUUUUAUCUGUCCGUGGCAAUUUGCUGGUUCACAUCAAGGGUCGACGCAUCGUGGUGGUACAUGGGCACUCUUGGAUCGCAAGUGAUGUGCGACAACAUCCCGGGGUUAAUUAACAAACAACGCCAGUUGUGCCGCCAGCAUCCCAAGGUGAUGCAGGCUAUAGGAGCUGGAAUUAAAAACUGGAUUGGAGAAUGUCAGCACCAGUUCAGGAACCACCGAUGGAAUUGCAAUACCAUGGCGCGCGAGCACAAUCUUUUUGGGAGGCUUUUACAUCGAAGCAGUCGUGAGGCCGCCUUUGUCUAUGCCAUCUCCUCAGCAGGAAUGGUCUACACCCUGGCUAGGGCGUGCAGUCAGGGUGAACUAGAAAACUGCUCCUGCGACCCCGGAAAAAAAGGCUCAUCUCGUGAUGCCAAGGGAUCUUUCGACUGGGGUGGCUGCAGCGAUCAUGUUGACCAUGCUAUCAAGUUCACUCAGGUCUUCAUUGACGCCAAGGAGAGGAAGGAGAGAGAUGCACGAGCGCUCAUGAACUUGCACAACAACCGUGCAGGGAGGAAGGCAGUGAAGCGCUUUAUGAACCUGGAGUGUAAGUGUCAUGGUGUCAGUGGCUCAUGCAAUGUACGAACCUGCUGGUUAGCCAUGGCAGACUUCAGGCAGACUGGUGACUAUCUCCGCAAAAAGUACAACAAUGCCAUUCAGGUGGUGAUGAACCAGUAUGGAACAGGCUUCACCAGUGCUUACAGGAUGUUUAAGAGGCCUACCAAAAAUGACCUUGUCUACUUUGAAGACUCACCUGACUACUGUAUAUGGGACCACGAGUCUGGAUCUGUGGGCACAGGUGGGCGAGUAUGCAACCGUACGUCCCAUGGGGCUGACAGCUGUGAGGUCAUGUGUUGUGGGCGAGGUUAUGACACAUCACGCGUGAGCCGCACCACCAAGUGUGAGUGCAAGUUCCACUGGUGUUGUGCUGUUCACUGCAGGGACUGCGAAGAGGAGGUAGAUGUGCAUACCUGCAAAACCCAGUCAUGACCACACCACUCCUGCACUUCAGUUACCUUCCAAACUAAAGAUCCCACCUCAAACCUUUGACCUUGUACAGUGCUUUUCUCUGGCGAGUUAGAUAAAAGUAGACCAGACAUUUCAGCAAUGCAUACACAAAAGACCAGCAACUUAAAGGUACACUAUGUAACUUUUGCAUUUUGUGGAAGAACAUUGUUUUGGUUGUGCUUUGGCUCUGCACGACUGCGGAUGAAUAUGGUUCUUUCUCAUAAUUAAAAAAAAGAGAGAGAUUAUCCUACUGCUCAUAAAACAUUCACUACUAGAGUUAUAUAACCAGUGUAGAUGGAAAGGAUCUCAAGCUGAGUAGCUGAAGACAUUACUGUAGCUAUACCCAUUAACAGACACGGUACUUCCUUGAAAAUGAAUCCAGCGCAGCGUUACAACAACCAUAAUGAAAUGACCCUUCACAAUAUAAUGUUUUACAAUGAACUCUGUAAGAGCACUACAUAUGCCAAUUUACCUGUUCAAUAAAAUACCUUACUAACCUGUUGAGGAAUAAAAACGCUGUUGGGUGAUUUUGACAUUACAUCGGGUGAUUCACCAGAGGUUCGAGUUUUAGCUGCUCCAUGUCAACCUUUCUCACUCAUAGCAACAACUAACCUAGGCCACUCACACACAAUACACACAUCAAAUAAGCUGGAGCAACUUUUUUCUAUUUACAGAUAUGACGAGAGAGACAUGCACGGGCGAGUGACGCAUGUACGCAAUUUCCUGCGAAAAUCAUCCCGCCCUGUCUAAAAUAUAAGCCGUUACAAUAGGCUAGUGAAUCAGGGUAAGACAAAAUGAAAGAAGGAUUGAUGAUUUACUGAAUCGUUUAAAUGUGUUAAUUUUUUACAGUUACAUAGUGUACCUUUAAAAAAACAAUGCAGAUUUGUUGUAUCACAACUGGUUUUGAAGUUUGUUUUAUCAUCUUUACAUGUUUUGUCUCCCCCCCCCCCAUAAUACAAAUAUUUAUUACUGCUUUGUAGUAUAAAAAUGUUUAUCUUUAAUGUAUUUCAUAUUUUGAAAUGUAAAUACAAACUCUAUGUAAUUUAAAAUAAAACUUACAUAUAUGUUACGUCACAUAGU